AUGCAAGUCGAGCGAAAACGAUGCCGCUCGACGAGACACCAAGCCCAAGCCGAGUUGGCUGCGACUCUAAGACGUGCGCCAACUCCGGCCAGCUCACCAAAGCGGACUCGACUAAGGCAGGCACUUGCUGCAGUCUGCACAGAGCACUGGCGAUCCCAAGGCCGCCAUGCCCUCCAUGCCCUGCGGCCAUGCUCCGGCCCUGGUCAACAGCGGCUCUUGUUCGAUUUUUUCCCUCGUCACCCUGCCCUCUCCCUCGCACGCGCAUUAGGUGCGCUGCAGGAACUCGACAGGCACAAUCGAGAUUGGGCGACACUGGCCGUGAAGCGCUUCUCUUGGGCUCGUGGGGCGAGCAGACAAAAGUCGUCCGUUGGAGUGUCGUCGCCGGCGGUUCCACUGCCAUCGUUGAGCCCUCGUUGGUCCGCCGCUGGCCAGCACCGCAAUCGUACCAGCGCAGAGCGAGCACAAUGCGCGAAUCACGGCUCAGAGCGCCUUAGACGGCCUGCGUGUGCCAGACACCCGGCCAUCCAUCUUCUCGGCAGCCUCACGCCUCUUGGGCGCAGACCGACAGACCGACAUUUAGGUCCCGGGCCAUUUCAGUUGGCAGCAGAUCAUUUUCUCUCCCUGGUCUCGCCCUGGCCCUCGCCCUCUUCCCGAAUGGCCUCAUGCCUAGGUAGAGAUAGCCGUGGGUACGGUACAGUGUGCACUUGCUUCUCCUUGCAUCGUGACCAGAUCCCCUACGAAAAUUUUCCCCUUCCACUCUCCGACCCCCUGCCACAGAGCAAGCAUGGGGAUUUACAAGAGGCGACCGUCUUGUUGGCCCCCUCCCUCGUCUGCGUUUGCCUCUGCGACCCUGGCCCGUUGACACGUCCAUCCGAAACCCCUUGCCAUUCUGGUCUCAGGUUGGCCAUCCUGGGUCGCCAAGCCAGCAAGGGUACCAAUGAGCGCGCGGGGGUUUGA
Messenger RNA from Ilyonectria robusta, 957 nucleotides. RefSeq lists its product as uncharacterized. The record is from RefSeq and is a predicted model, not a curated record. The transcript is spliced from 2 exons. Lineage: Eukaryota; Fungi; Ascomycota; Sordariomycetes; Hypocreales; Nectriaceae. Bases 1 to 957 code for a protein of 318 amino acids.